AUUUUAAUAACCCAACACUAAAUUAAAUUCCUAACCUCGAAAACGUCUAAUCAUCAGCGCUUUUUGAAAAUGUGGUGGAAAUUUAAAAUGUUUUCGCCCAAAUAAGCGGAACAUUGUCAGUGGGAUGACGGGGGGGGGGAGUAUUGCGAUUAGCCUCUUUAUCACCAUUCGCGAUUCACCAAUCACCAGUCGAAAGUUAACGCUAAAAUCGCACACAUAUUAAUUAAAUUAAAUAUUUAUUAUUCAAUAUUCAUAACUUAAUCCUGGAUUUGUAUUACGUUUAACGAUACCUUAGAUUAUUAUAUACAUUAAUGAUAGAAACGUACUCAUCCUAUAACCCAUACGGACAUGCAUUAUUGUCGUGGCGAGUCUCUCAAAUACUAUUUACUACAAUAGUUCCAUACCAUUUUUAAGAAAGAUUACUAUAUGAUGGAUAUGCAGUUUUUUAAGCAAUGAAAACUUGUGAAUAAGAAUUUGCAAAACUCUGUUGAUAAUUUAUAAAUCUAAACAUUCCAUAAUUGUUUAUAAAAUUAUUAUUUAAAACUUAUCAUGUUUACACUACAGAAAUUGGCGUAUCAUGCUUGCGAUAAUAGAGAUAAACACUGGUAUAACACUAUUCCCAAAAAUGUUACCAAAAUCAAUAUUAAAAGUUGUUGUGAAGAUAUUAUUCAAAUAACCAAGGGGAAGAAAAGAGUAAAAGAUACAUCUACUACAUUAUGCUCCACUGCCUCAAGAUAUGGGCAUUUAGAGUGUUUGAUAUUUGCUCGUCAGAUGCAAUGUUCUUGGGAUAGUAGGACAUGUUCUGCAGCAGCCAGAAAUGGCUAUCUAGAAUGUUUAAAAUACGCCCAUGAAAAUGGAUGCACUUGGAACCAAAACACAUGCUCUAAUGCAGCGUAUAGAGGACAUAUACAUUGUUUAAGAUAUGCACAUGAAAACAAUUGUCCGUGGACUGUAAGUACAACAGACUGUGCUAUAAGAAGUGGUAAUAUAGAAUGUUUAAUAUAUGCCCAUGAAAAUGGAUGUCCAUUGGAUCAAUGGGCAGGUUUAACAGCAGCUUCCAACGGACAUGUAAACUGUUUGCAAUAUGCUCAUGCUAAUGGUUGCAAUUGGAGCAUUUUUAUAUGUGCUGCGGCUGCAGAUGGUGGACAUUUAAAAUGUUUAAAAUAUGCUCAUGAAAGUGGUUGUUUAUGGGAUUUUUCGACCAGUUUCAACGCAGCAAGAAAAGGACAUUUUCUCUGUUUGAAGUAUGCUCUUGAUAAUGGAUGUCCAUGGAGCAACCUUGUAACCUAUGGUGCUGUACUCAGCGGAAAACUUAACUGCUUAAGAUACGCUCUUGCAACAAGAGGUCCAUGGAAUGAUAAAUUAUCCUUACUUGCUGCAAGCGAAGGACACCUUAACUGUUUAAAAUACAUUCAUGAACAAGGAUUGCCUUGGAAUGAUAGAGUUUGUGCAGUAUCUUAUGAUAAAAGACAUUUAAAUUGUUUAAUAUAUGCUCGUAAAAAUGGAUGUAGUAUGGAUAAAGGUACACGCAAGCGUAUUAUCAAAGAUAAACGAUUAAAAAAAAUAACAAAAAUGAUACUUUUAUAUCCAAAGAAAUGAAUUACUCAUUAGAUAGUAUUACUGAUAUUGUAGUAUUGUAGAUAGCGGUCAAUAAAUGUAUAAUUAUUGUUUCUUUCAAUAUUUUGAAUUUCACUGAAAUUAUUUAAUAUUCAUAACACUAUAAGAUACAAUUAAGUAUAAUAUUGUAUAAAUUUAAUAUUC
Messenger RNA from Aphis gossypii (cotton aphid), 1761 nucleotides. RefSeq lists its product as uncharacterized. The record is from RefSeq and is a predicted model, not a curated record. The transcript has 2 exons. The coding region runs from base 550 to 1599 and encodes 349 amino acids. Lineage: Eukaryota; Metazoa; Arthropoda; Insecta; Hemiptera; Aphididae.